Messenger RNA from Xyrauchen texanus (razorback sucker), 2536 nucleotides. RefSeq names its product upstream stimulatory factor 1-like. Bases 133 to 1032 code for a protein of 299 amino acids. Gene Ontology annotation, biological process: regulation of transcription by RNA polymerase II. The record is from RefSeq and is a predicted model, not a curated record. Gene Ontology annotation, molecular function: protein dimerization activity; RNA polymerase II cis-regulatory region sequence-specific DNA binding; DNA-binding transcription factor activity, RNA polymerase II-specific. NCBI's taxonomy places the organism in Eukaryota, Metazoa, Chordata, Actinopteri, Cypriniformes, Catostomidae. The transcript has 11 exons.
GCGCAUGCGUACAACUCAUCAGGACUGGGGUUUUCUCCGGGUUGUAAACAAGAACAGUAAACGUUGAUCCAAGGAGGUUUGAUCAAUCAACUGGGAGUGAGCAUUUUACCCUGUUACACACUGACUGUGGACAUGAAAGGGCAACAUAAAAGUUCUGAACCUGAUGUCAAUGUUCCAGUCAUUGAAGAAGGAGCAGUUGCCACUGCAGAGGAUCCAUCAGCAAUCACAACUAUUCAGUCUGCUUCUACAUACUCCUCAGAGCAGCCGAUUAAAUACCUCUUCAAGACAGAGGGAGCUGGGGGGCAGGUCACAUAUAGAGUAAUCCAGGUUUCAGAUGGAGAGCUGGAAACUCACACGGAAGGUGCAACAGCCAUUAGUGUAGUGACUGGAUUUCCUACUGCAACACAAGCUGUUACACAGACUGUGUUCUCACACUCUGAGAGCUUAGAGGGAGAUGGCACAGAAACCCAUUACACUUAUUACCCUCCCACAAUCUCAGAUGCUGCAACAGGCACUAUGGUGACUGGUGUUCAGGCCUCAGAUGCUCUGCUUAGUCAAAAUGCUCCUGCAGGUCAGUUGUAUGUUAUGAUGUCCCCACAGGAGGUCCUUACUGGAGCCAACCAGAGGUCUAUUGCACCUCGCACACAGCCUUACAAUGCUAAAUCAGAGGGUCCAAGAACUUCAAGAGAUGAGAAAAGACGAGCUCAGCACAAUGAAGUUGAACGAAGACGCAGAGACAAAAUUAACAACUGGAUUGUUCAGCUUUCAAAAACGAUUCCAGACUGUACCAUGGACUCCACUAAAGCAGGACAGAGUAAGGGUGGGAUCCUAUCAAAGGCCUGCGAUUACAUUCAGGAGCUGCGACAAAGUAACAGCCGGUUAGGAGAUGAACUGAAUAACAUUGAGAGGUUAAGAAUGGAUAACCAGCUGUUACGUCAAGAGUUGGAAGACUGGAAAUCUAAGAAUCAAAUUUUGCGGAACCAGCUACGGCAGCAUGGCAUAGUUGCAGCAGCAAGUGCAGAUUCCCAGUGAAGAAUUCUAAGGCUGUUAGAACCAACUAAUGAUAUCUAGAAGAAAAGCAGACAGUGUUUGAUAUGUUUUCUGUGGUUGUUUUUAGAGGCCAUCAAAAUUAGAUUAAACAAUGGAUAAUGCAGGACUUUGUAUCCAGCAUAAUAUAGUGAUGAUUCUUCACCAGGAUUUUGCCUUAUGUUCAUAUUAUAUUUUUCUUUAUUUUUUAUUUUUUUAAACAUUAUUGUAACUUUGCAUUUGUUUUUAUGUACCAGAAAAGCAUGAAGGAACCUGUUCAUUUUGUACAUUAACUUCUAAUCCUUGUGGAAGUAUUUCAUGUUAAUUCUAAUCUUUAUGUUAUUAAUGCAUUUUCACUUUACAUACUUUAAGAAGGUUUGUCAAUUUCAUUUGUCCAAAUGAUGAGCAUUUCAAGUAACUGCCUUUUAAAUGGCAAUGCCCAGCAGAGUGCUAAAAUAAAUAGUCAGUGAAAUUAAUAUUCCCACUCCACUUUUCUUAACUCUUAUAGAGUCAUGUCUGAAAGUAUUUUGAAAAGCUACAAGUGUUGACUGGAAUAGAAGAUAAUCCUUUAUAUUUAUAUUUAUGUUAUAUACUAAAAAUGUCUUUACUGGAAGGGCUCAGACUAAUAUUGUAAAAGCAGCAAGAUGAGGCACAAUGGUCAAAGACAUCCAUCUAGAGCAGUGGUGUAGUCAUUGUUUACUAUUACCUUGUCCCUUGAAGCCAAAAACCUCCACCCAUGUAGAAAUGACAAGACAUGUUGAUGUGUUUCUGACUUUUUUUGUGACCUAUUAUUAUUUUGGAUGUUAAAUCAAAGCAGUGCACAUAACAAAUGUGAGAAAAUGGAUGGAAAAUGUAUUUAAAUAAUCUAAAAUGAGCCAUUCAUUGCAGAAGUCUCUAAAGAAGGAUACAUGUUUAAGGCUAUUCAGUGCUUCAAGGUACUGAUACAUUUCAAACUUGAACUGUACAAAAUGUGGAAUCUUUGAAUAAGGGUUUGUCAGAAAAAUAAAAAAAUGUUCUCUUCUAAAGUCAUCUCAAUGCCAUAUGCUUCACUGACACUAUGGCAAGCCAAAUGUAUAAAGAAUUGAUAGGUGUAGGUGAGGAAAAAGUUCAAUAGUUAAGUCCUUUUUUACUGUCACUCUCCACUUACACUUUUACAUUCUUUUGUUUUUGGUGAUUUGAAUUCUUGGUGCAUAUCGCCACCUACUGGGCAGGGAGGAGAAUUUAUGGUAAAAACAGAUUAUUGAUCUGUUUCUCACCCACACCUAUUAUAUCAGUUCAGAAUAUAUGGAUGUAACCACUGGAGUCUUAUGGGUGACUUUUAUGCUUUUUUUAUGUGCAUGAUGAGAGAAUUUUCCUUCAUAGGUGAACUAUCCCUUUAAGCUGCCGUUUCACUGUCUGAUAUUCAAAUACGGCUGUUGCAUUUCUUCCCCUAGUGGCAGUCGUGAUGAACUGUCAUUUUGCUCGCAAUGGAUUUAGUCCAUCCAAAAAAAAAUAAAAAAUUCUCACCCUC